Messenger RNA from Carassius auratus (goldfish), 1952 nucleotides. Its product is annotated as corticosteroid-binding globulin-like. Gene Ontology annotation, molecular function: serine-type endopeptidase inhibitor activity. Lineage: Eukaryota; Metazoa; Chordata; Actinopteri; Cypriniformes; Cyprinidae. Bases 128 to 1357 code for a protein of 409 amino acids. The record is from RefSeq and is a predicted model, not a curated record. The transcript is spliced from 5 exons.
GUAAAAUAAAAAGCAAACAGAGUAAAGGUUGUUUCAUGACUAAACUUGAGGACAUGGGCUUUAUAAUUCAGUCCAGUUUGGGGAAAGAGAAACAGCAGCAGUCUGGAAAGGUUCCUCAAACAAGACCAUGGAAAGGAACAUCAUAUAUUUGUGGAUUUGUGCUUUUGCACUAGUUCAUGGACAUCAAGAGACUUCACCUCAACCUUUCAUCAGUGAUAAAAUCCCAUCAUUGAUAAAGAUGAACAAUGAUUUUGCUUUUCACCUGUACAAGAGAAUUGUAGAAAUGCCGGAGUAUCAGUCCAAGAACAUCUUCUUCUCUCCUUUCAGUGUGUCCAUGGCCCUUUCUGAGCUGUCUUUAGGAGCCGGUGGUGAAACCAAAGAACAGCUUCUCAGUGGCAUCGGCCAUAACAGCUCGGUCUUCAGCACUGAAGAAAUGCACCAGAUGUUCCACAGUCUCCUGGAAGAAAUCGACCAGAGGACAGGGGUGGACAUCGAUGUCGGCACUGCUCUAUAUGCAAGCGACAAAUUAAAGCUCCUUCCUGAGUUCUUGAAGGAGAUAAAGGAGUUUUACCACUCUGACGGAUUCACUGUGGAUUUCAGCGUCAAAGAAACACUAGAUAAAAUUAACACGUAUGUGAAGGAAAAAACUCAUGGGAAAAUAGACCAAGCUGUUGAUGAUCUGGAAUCUGACACUUUGAUGUUUCUUCUCACUUACAUAUAUUUUAAAGGAAAAUGGGACAUGCCUUUUGACCCAAGCAGCACCCAUCAAAGUAUAUUUCAUGUAAACGCUGAGACCACCGUUCCAGUACAAAUGAUGCACCAGUACAAAUCCCUCAAAGUUUAUUAUGAUGUCGAACUCUCUUCUAAAGUCCUCUGUCUAGACUACAACGACUCUUUCUCCAUGUUUCUGGCUGUACCAGAUGCUGGCAGGUCAGGUAAGACCAUCAAAGAUCUGGAGAUGGCCAUCUCUAGACAGCACAUUGAAAAGUGGAGGACAUCUGUUAGAAAAAGCGAAACUGACAUCUAUGUCCCCAAGCUCUCUCUGAAAACAUCAUAUUCCCUGAAAGAUAUUUUAAUAGGAAUGGGAAUGGCUGAUAUGUUUACAUAUCAAGCCAACUUCACAGGAAUUUCAGAGGAAAAGAUGCUAAUUUCAAAGGUUUUGCAUAAGGCCAGUCUGGAUAUAGAUGAGAAAGGAACCACUGCAGCAGCAGUGACAACGGUUGAGUUCAGACCUAAGUCCUUCAGCCCAAUGGAUACUUUGAAUUUUGACCGUCCAUUCAUGAUCUUCAUCACUGACCAAAAAAAUGACAACAUCCUCUUCUUUGGAAAAGUUGCCAAUCCAGCAGAAAAACAGUAAUGUGACAUUUAAGAUGUCAUGACAUCGUUAGCCAGCAGGUGGCCGCGAUUUAAUCAACGGUUGCAUCAUUAUAUUUCUAUUAAUAUAGGACAGGGAUACUCGAUUCUUCUUCUAAAGGUCUUCAACCCUGGUCUUGGAGACCUAGCAUUUCUGUUUCAUCUGAUGAAUGUAUACUUGUCUGCCAAUUGGCAACCGUAACUUCUUAACUUGAAAAAAAAAAAAAAAUCUAGUUUAAAAAUCUUUAAAACAUUAAUUAGGUAUUACAACCUAUGUCUUACAAUUACUUUCAUACUCCAGUUGGUGUAGAAAUGAAAAUCUGUGUCUGUUGAUUGGAUUGGCCAGCUCUGGAUAGAAAUAGAGCUCAUUAGUGAAAUAAACAAAAAAGUACAAUAAUUCCUAAACUGUGAUUCUAAAGGGCUCUCCUGAAUAAUCUCAGCUGGUCUCAAUUUGUAAUCAUGCGUAUACAAACAGGAUGAUUUGCUGAUUGAAGAAAGCUUUGAGCUAAACUUCUGCCCACUGGUCUUUAUUUUAAUUCAUUGCAUUUUUCGUUUUAAAUGUUAAUCAAGAAGUAAUACAAAUAAAUAUUUUGCAUAAA